Juglans regia (Persian walnut) is the source of this 896-nucleotide messenger RNA. Its product is annotated as cysteine-rich and transmembrane domain-containing protein B-like. Lineage: Eukaryota; Viridiplantae; Streptophyta; Magnoliopsida; Fagales; Juglandaceae. Bases 259 to 732 code for a protein of 157 amino acids. The transcript has 4 exons. The record is from RefSeq and is a predicted model, not a curated record.
ACGGGUGCUUACAAGUCUCCAUAGACGGCCGGUCUUCUCCGUUGCGCGUCUGAGCUUUCAACAAGAAACACUAAUUUCUAAGCAUUCAUAUUAACUGCUCUGCAUGAUGAUAUUUUGCUGUGGAGAGUUAUAAAUACAAUAAGCUUCACAAGCCCUUACAUUCAUUUCCUUGACCGUAGUACUCCCAUUCUCUCUGGAAUAGAUUCUCAGCAUCAGCAAUAUUCAUUUUACUUGAGAAAUAUCUCGUUUAAUUCGGACAUGAGCCAAUACAACUAUCCCCAGGCUCCAGUGGUAUAUCUGCCGCCACCCGCAUCAUAUCCUCCUCCACCCGGUGCAUAUGUUCCACCAGGUCAAGUUUAUCCUCCUCCUCCACCUCCUGUUGCUGCACACCUAUCCUAUCCGCCACCCGUCCAAGCCGGCUACUCGCAAGUGGUAUAUCCGCCGCCACCGGCAUCAUAUCCUCCUCCACCCGGUGCAUAUGUUCCACCAGGUCAAGUUUAUCCUCCUCCUCCACCUCCUGUUGCUGCACACCUAUCCUAUCCGCCACCCGUCCAAGCCGGCUACUCGCAAGGUCCUUUUGUUGCACCACCACCAGUAGGUUACCCCAUGAAAAGUGGUCCUGGUUACCCCCAACAAGAAGUCCCUCAUCCAAAAACUAAGCACAGGGGUGGGUUUUGGAAGGGAUGUUGUGCUGCCAUGUGUUGCUGCUGCCUCUUGGAUAUCUGCUUUUAAGGAUUUUAUAUUCUUUACCGAUAUGCUUCCUCUCUCUCUCUUUUAAAAUGACUGUAUUUUCGGUCUAUUUUCAUUAUAUUUGACGAGAUGUUUGCUAUGUUCUUUAAUUUUUUUCACUUUACAAGGACAGUAAAUAGGUUAUGUUAUCGAGGAUACUGUAUUUG